AUGACUUCCUUCUUGCCACCCGCCCCGUUCUGGGUUUACUCGGCCGGAGCAGCCCUACUAUUCAUCGUUGGCUCCAUCACCCUAAACGUCCUCUGGCAGCAACUCCCCCGUCCCAAAUCGGAACCACCUCUAGUCUUCCACUGGCUUCCCUUCAUCGGCAACGCAGUCUCCUACGGCACGGACCCUUACCGCUUCUACACUCGAUGUCGGGAGAAGCAUGGCGACGUCUUUACGUUCGUCUUGUUCGGCAGGCGGAUGACGGUUUUCCUGGGCGUCCAGGGCAACGACUUCAUCCUGAACGGAAAGCUGCAGGACGUCAAUGCUGAAGAGAUAUACAGCCCCCUCACGACGCCGGUUUUUGGCAGUGACAUUAUUUACGACUGCCCCAACUCCAAGCUCAUGGAGCAGAAGAAGUUUGUCAAGUUCGGCCUCACGCAAAAGGCGCUGGAUUCCUACGUCCCGCUGAUCGAGAAGGAGGUCCUCGAUUACAUAGCGACCUCGCCCGUCUUCCAAGCAGGCAGUCAAGGCGUCGUGGAUAUUCCCAGCAUGAUGGCCGAGGUUACCAUCUUUACAGCCAGUCGUACUCUGCAAGGCCCCGAGGUCCGGAGGGAGCUGACGGGAGAAUUCGCUCAGCUCUAUCACGAUCUGGACCUGGGUUUCCGCCCCAUCAACUUCCUAAUCCCGUGGGCACCUCUGCCCCAAAACCGCCGACGCGAUGUUGCCCAUGCUCGAAUGCGCAAUGUAUACAUGGAUCUUAUCAACAAACGCCGCAGCCAAACGGGCGAUUCUUCUGAUCAACAACAAGAAGAAGAGCCAGACAUGAUCCGCCACCUGAUGAGCAGCUGCGUGUACAAAAACGGUCAACCCCUCCCGGACAAGGAGAUGGCCCACAUGAUGAUCACGCUGCUCAUGGCGGGGCAGCACUCGUCGUCAUCCUCGAGCGCGUGGAUCAUGCUCCGCCUCGCGUCGCGCCCAGACGUCGCCGAGGAGGUGUACCAAGAAGUGCGGCGGCUCGGGCGGGAAUCUCUGCAGCACUCGGACCUCGACAAGCUGCCGCUGCUCGCAAACGUGGUCAAGGAGACGCUGCGGGUGCACUCGUCCAUCCACUCCAUCAUGCGCAAGGUGAAGCGGCCGAUGCGGAUUCCGGGCAGCGACUACGUCGUCACGCCGGGCAAGGUGCUCGUGUCCUCGCCCAUCGUGACGCACCUGGACGAGGAGCACUUCCGCGAUGCGAUGGCGUGGGACCCGCACCGGUGGGAGGAGGAUGACGCGGUCGAGGCUGACGACGAGAUUGUCGAUUACGGCUACGGGGCCACCUCCAAGGGCACCAAGAGCCCGUACCUGCCCUUUGGUGCCGGUCGGCAUCGUUGCAUUGGGGAGAAGUUUGCCUAUCUAAACCUGGCCACCAUCGUCAGCACCUUGGUCCGGAACUUCAAGUUCUCUACGCUGGAUGGCAUGGCUACCGUGCCACCCACUGACUACACUUCUUUGUUCUCUCGGCCUAUGCAACCUGCAGUUGUGAGGUGGGAGCGGCGCACCCCAGAGGCUGCGUGA
Pyricularia grisea is the source of this 1554-nucleotide messenger RNA. RefSeq lists its product as uncharacterized. The coding region runs from base 1 to 1554 and encodes 517 amino acids. The record is from RefSeq and is a predicted model, not a curated record. The transcript has a single exon. NCBI's taxonomy places the organism in Eukaryota, Fungi, Ascomycota, Sordariomycetes, Magnaporthales, Pyriculariaceae. Gene Ontology annotation, molecular function: monooxygenase activity; heme binding; iron ion binding. Gene Ontology annotation, biological process: ergosterol biosynthetic process.